Messenger RNA from Mesorhabditis spiculigera, 447 nucleotides. The record is from the annotation of a GenBank genome assembly. NCBI's taxonomy places the organism in Eukaryota, Metazoa, Nematoda, Chromadorea, Rhabditida, Rhabditidae.
AUGGUCCUACAAAAUGAUGCCACCGACAAGUUGUAUGGAUUUCAGCUCUAUCGUAACAUAUCAAAUAUGUUAGAAGUACUCAACCAUUGCUUAAAUUUCUAUGUAUUUUGUAUGGCAAGUUCAGAAUACACUAGAGCUUUUAUCGUCAAUUGCUUCUGUUUGCGGCACGCAAUUUCAAUGUGUCCUGGGUGCGUAAAGUUAAUAAAUGGUCGUAGAAGCAGCAGCCUCAGCUACGGCCAGUCGGUUAAUAAUUCGAUAAUGAUUGGGCCGAUGAAUAAUUCGAGUGAGGACGAAAUCUCUAUGACCCAGAAAAACGUCAUGGUACGAUGGAGAUCAGUGGAUCGGGGAGAAACUGUACAGCAACAGACGCCACUUGUCCACUCGUGCCCCAAUAAAGGGAAUUCUGCGAAAAGAAAAGAAUCCCCCGCCCGAUCUCACGAUUGUCAA